This is a messenger RNA of Vitis vinifera (wine grape), 1642 nucleotides long. RefSeq names its product GDSL esterase/lipase At1g74460. The coding region runs from base 344 to 1501 and encodes 385 amino acids. The transcript is spliced from 5 exons. NCBI's taxonomy places the organism in Eukaryota, Viridiplantae, Streptophyta, Magnoliopsida, Vitales, Vitaceae. The record is from RefSeq and is a predicted model, not a curated record. Gene Ontology annotation, molecular function: hydrolase activity, acting on ester bonds.
AAAAGCCUUUGUUUUACAAUUUUAAUACUAAAGCGUCCCACAUAAUCUUCAAUGGCGUGUGGGAUUGGAUAAAUUUUAUAGCCGAACCCACCUAUACUAUUAGGGAUAAUUGGACCGUCAACCAUUGUAAUUUGAAACACAAGUAGUUGCAGUAGGUUUGAAUCAGUAACGGUUGGUUCAUCAAACUCCCUCUCUCAAAGCAUGAGUCUUGCUAACAUAUAUUGCCAACUUGUCUAUAACUUUCAUGUUGUUAUAGCUCUCUAUCCUUGAUUUAAAUCAAGCCAAGUCUUCCACAAGCAAUUGCAAAGCAAAAUCUGGAGAGCUUGAAAAGCCUGUGUCUAUAAUGAAGUUGACGGUGGCAUGGACAAUUAUGGUUACGACCCUCUUAGGGGUAGCCAUGGAUGGAUACGACUGCAAGGUCGUGCAGUUCAUCUUUGGUGACUCCCUCUCAGACGUCGGGAACAAUGACCGCCUCAGCAAGAGCCUUGCUCAAGCAAGCCUUCCAUGGUAUGGUAUUGAUUUCGGUAAUGGCUUGCCAAACGGGAGGUUCUGUAAUGGACGCACUGUUGCUGAUAUAAUAGGUGAUAGGACAGGUCUCCCAAGACCACCAGCUUUUCUCGAUCCAUCUUUAACAGAAGACAUGAUACUGGAAAAUGGAGUGAACUAUGCCUCUGGAGGUGGUGGGAUUUUGAAUGAAACCGGCAGCCUCUUUAUUCAGAGGUUUUCACUCUAUAAACAGAUUGGGUUGUUUCAAGGAACACAAGAGCUGAUAAAAGCCAAAAUUGGCAAAGAAGCAGCAGAAAAUUUCUUUCAAAAAUCACGGUAUGUUGUUGCUUUAGGAAGCAAUGACUUCAUUAACAAUUACUUGCUACCAGUUUACAAUGAUGGAUGGAAGUACUCAGACGAGGGAUUCAUAAACUACUUAAUGGAAACCCUUAAAGCACAGCUCACGAUAUUGCACGGCUUGGGAGCGCGAGAGCUGAUGGUGUUUGGAUUGGGUCCCAUGGGUUGUAUCCCGCUUCAAAGGGUCUUAAGCACAUCUGGGGAGUGCCAGGACAAAACAAACAAACUAGCUCUCAGCUUCAAUCAAGCUGGAAGUAAGAUGCUGAAAGAGUUGUCAGGCAACCUUCCUAAUGCCAGCUUCAAAUUUGGAGAUGCUUAUGAUGUCGUCGAUGCUGUGAUAACCAAUCCACAAAAAUAUGGAUUCAAUAAUUCAGACUCCCCCUGUUGCUCAUUUGGGAAGAUCCGACCUGCUCUUACAUGUGUCCCUGCAUCGAUUUUGUGUGAAGAUAGAAGCAAGUAUGUGUUUUGGGAUGAGUAUCACCCAUCAGAUAGUGCUAAUGAGCUUAUUGCAACUGAGCUCAUCAGAAAAUUCGGAUUUUUGCCCGUCAAUGAAACAAAUGCUCCUUCCCCAGGGCCAACAGUUGAUGCUCCUUCCCCAGGGCUAGCAGUUGAUGCUCCUUCCCCAGGGCUAGCAGUUGCUCCAUCUCCAGAAGGAUAAUUCUUAAAACUUAAUUUCUAAGUAUCCAUAAGAGAAGCUAUUUCCUUUGAAUUCCUGUUGAUUUGAAGUAUGUUUAUGUAUACAUAUAAUAAUUAUUUGUAUAAGGUUAUGAAUUUAUUUGAUGUUGUGUAUAAAGGAAAA